CAUACAUUCCUUCACUAACCAAACAACAAUCAAAUAUAAAAAAAAAUAAAAAUAAUGAUGAGGUCACAUAUGAUCUUAGCCAUUUUCUUCUUAUUCAUGUGUUCAAACCUUUGUUGCAUAGCACAAAACUCCCCUCAAGACUUCGUUGAUGUGCAUAAUGAAGCUCGAGAAGUUGUUGGUGUUGGUCCACUCUAUUGGAACCAUACACUUGAAGCCUAUGCACAAAAUUAUGCAAACAAAAGAAUAAAAGAUUGUGAACUCGAACACUCAAUGGGUCCAUUUGGUGAAAACCUUGCUGAGGGUUACGGUGAAAUGAAUGGUUCGGACGCUGUGAAGUUUUGGCUAACUGAAAAGCCAUACUAUGAUUAUAACUCUAACUCUUGUGUUCAUGAUGAGUGUUUGCAUUAUACUCAAAUUAUUUGGAGUGAUUCGGUUCAUCUUGGUUGUGCUAAGUCCAAAUGUCAAAAUGGGUGGGUGUUUGUUAUUUGUAGCUAUUCACCACCUGGCAAUGUUGAAGGUCAACGACCUUAUUGAUUUUCUUUAUAUAUAUAACUAUAUUGUAAAAGUAAAUUAAUUAGUAUUGGUUGUUUCUAUUA
This is a messenger RNA of Cicer arietinum (chickpea), 596 nucleotides long. RefSeq names its product basic form of pathogenesis-related protein 1-like. Gene Ontology annotation, cellular component: extracellular region. The record is from RefSeq and is a predicted model, not a curated record. NCBI's taxonomy places the organism in Eukaryota, Viridiplantae, Streptophyta, Magnoliopsida, Fabales, Fabaceae.